AUGAAGACGGUGGUGCGGGGCCUCGUGCUGCUCGGCUUGGUGUCCUGCGCGCUGAGCCACUGCCAGAGGGAAUGUUCCUGGUGCAAGGCCCGCCUGGGGCCCGCGGUCACCACCUUCAGCACCACGGCCUGCAUCCUCGAGUGCCAGGGCCUGGUCCCCGCCCAGGCCAGCUGGGCCACCUGUGCCCGCAUCCCGCGCUCCGCGCCUGGCAGGAAGCGGUUCGGGGGCUUCACGGGGGCGCGGAAGAGCGCGCGGAAACUGGCCAACCAGAAGCGGGUCAGCGAGUUCGUGCGCCAGUUCGUCAUGCUGAGCCUGCAGUCUAGCGAGCGCCACAACCGCCUGCCCGCCGCCCUGCGCGCCCGUGCACACCUCUAG
Molecule: messenger RNA, 375 nt
Organism: Tachyglossus aculeatus (Australian echidna)
Lineage: Eukaryota; Metazoa; Chordata; Mammalia; Monotremata; Tachyglossidae
Gene: PNOC
Product: prepronociceptin
Exons: 3
Coding region: 1-375 (124 amino acids)
Biological process (GO): sensory perception; chemical synaptic transmission; neuropeptide signaling pathway
Cellular component (GO): plasma membrane; neuronal cell body; axon terminus
Molecular function (GO): opioid receptor binding
Source: RefSeq, a predicted model, not a curated record